Penicillium taxi is the source of this 774-nucleotide messenger RNA. Its product is annotated as Chromosome segregation in meiosis protein 3. Gene Ontology annotation, molecular function: DNA binding. The transcript is spliced from 3 exons. Gene Ontology annotation, cellular component: nucleus; replication fork protection complex. Gene Ontology annotation, biological process: replication fork processing; DNA replication checkpoint signaling; DNA damage response. The record is from RefSeq and is a predicted model, not a curated record. The coding region runs from base 1 to 774 and encodes 257 amino acids. NCBI's taxonomy places the organism in Eukaryota, Fungi, Ascomycota, Eurotiomycetes, Eurotiales, Aspergillaceae.
AUGGACGACACAAAUGACGAUGCAAAUGAUCUAUUUGACUACGGGUUUGAAAUAGAUGAUUUCCCUAAAGAAUCCGACGUUCCGAAGGCUGCACCCCCGAAACCAACAGACGAUGACCCUUUCUCCAUUCUUGGUAAUCUCGAUGAGGAGGUUGAAGUUGAAAAGAAGCGACAACCGAUUGCGAAACUAGAUGAUGCACGUCUGCUCUCACAGAAAGGGAUUCCCAAAUUGCGAAAGACGGCAAAGCAGAAGCUCCGAUUUAAAGGCAAAGGACAUGAGUUCUCGGAUGCUGCACGCCUCUUGAACUUCUACCAGCUGUGGCUUGAUGAUCUAUACCCACGCGCGAAAUUCGCAGAUGGGUUGACGAUGAUUGAAAAGCUAGGCCACACCAAAAGAAUACAGACUAUGAGAAAGGAGUGGAUCAAUGAAGAAAAAAUGGAGACAUUUAAUGGAUCUGGAUCACACAGUCUCCCUACUAGAGUCUCCUCCGAUCGAAAUGGUGCCUCCACUGAAAGCCCCACAGCUACAUCUUCAACACAACGGCCACAGGAGAUAUCGAUAUCAGCUGGCCAAGAUCUAUUCAUGCCAGAUCUUGGAACAGGGGCCAUGCAGCCACAAGCAAGCUACCCCGAACCAGAUGACGAUGAUCUGGAGGAGCUUUUAAAAGAGCAGGACGAAUCUACGUCAGCAGCACCUAUACCAGAAUCGCGGCCAUUGAACCAUAAUAAUGAUUUUGACGCCGAUUAUGAAGCUAUGAUGGAAAUGGGUGUCUAG